Sabethes cyaneus is the source of this 3601-nucleotide messenger RNA. Its product is annotated as organic cation transporter protein. Gene Ontology annotation, cellular component: membrane. The record is from RefSeq and is a predicted model, not a curated record. Gene Ontology annotation, molecular function: transmembrane transporter activity. The transcript has 7 exons. NCBI's taxonomy places the organism in Eukaryota, Metazoa, Arthropoda, Insecta, Diptera, Culicidae. Gene Ontology annotation, biological process: transmembrane transport. The coding region runs from base 310 to 2415 and encodes 701 amino acids.
UGCGAUCAACGGCGGAGGACCUCAAUCUAGUGUGAUCAGCAGAUUAGGACCGUUGGGUUCUUUUUUAUUUGGAAGGAGCAGGACUUUGGCGCUGGCGUCAUCCUGCGAUAGAACGAAAAGUAGCCUCCUAAAAUAGUUACAAAAAAAGAUUCGCACGGUGCAAAAAGAAAGUGUGCUGAAAAUAAGUUAUAUCUCUGUGUUUUGUCUGAACUUCAAUUCUAAGUGUUGUGUUAGAAAAAUCAUAAAUCUGUGUAACAGUGAUUGUUCUAUAGUAUCUAGAUUUUAUCAGAUAAGUUUUAAACCAACCAGAUGGUUCACAAGAUGGCACCGAAGCCACAGGAAAAUAUACCGGCAGUGCACGCCGAGGACAGCGACUUGUCAGGGUCGCUGAACAACGCUAGCAGUCUGGGAAAUCUUAGCAAUAAUCUGAAGCUUAACGGUUUCAUCAAUAAUGGUUUUGUGUCGGAUUGCACAGUCAAUACGGAUAAGCAGGGUCAGACAAAGGAUCUCGAUUCGAAGGCUAUCGCUAAAAACGGCAAAAAUACCGGAGCCAAUACCGUCAUACAGGAGAAAGCGAUCGUCGAUUUCGACGAUUUGCUACCCCAUAUAGGCGAGUUUGGACGAUAUCAGAAGAUCCUGUUUCUACUGAUGAUUCCGUUUGCAUUCUUCGUGGCGUUUGUAUAUUUUUCUCAAAUUUUCAUGACGGUGGUGCCGGAGGAACACUGGUGCUACGUGCCGGAACUGGAACAUUUAUCUGUGGAAGAAAGACGUGCCUUAGCUAUUCCGAUUCAAUAUGAACACGGAACUGAAUUUGACGACGGCGCUGCUUCCUACAGCAAAUGUUCGAUGUACGCGGUAAACUUCACCGAAGUGCUGGCCAACAAUAUCCGCAAGGCAGACCCAACGUGGCCGACGCAACCCUGCCAGCACGGAUGGGAGUACAACUUUACCGAUGUGCCAUACAAAACAGCUGCCACCGACUUCGAAUGGGUGUGCGAGUACUCGUACCUGUCCACGCUGUCACAGUCGAUCUUCUUCGUGGGUGCCAUCGUGGGUGGACUGCUGUUCGGGUGGAUUGCUGAUCGUUACGGUCGGAUACCGGCACUGGUCGGUUGCAACGUGAUUGGAUUCGUAGCCGGCGUGUGGACCGCUUUCGUCCUUAACUUUUGGCAGUUCGCCUUAUGUCGGUUUCUCGUCGGAUUUGCAUUUGACAACUGCUUUACCAUGAUGUACAUUUUGGUUCUGGAGUAUGUGGGUCCGAAAUGGCGAACAUUUGUCGCCAAUAUGUCUAUUGCACUGUUUUUCACCGCGGCGUCUUGCGGUCUACCGUGGAUUGCUUACUAUAUUGCCGAUUGGAAACUGUUCGCUAUUGUUACCUCGGCACCUCUCCUGCUUGCCAUAUUCACACCAUUUCUCGUACCCGAAUCAGCACGUUGGCUGGUGUCUCAAGGAAAAGUGGAUAAGGCUCUUCGCAUUCUCAAGAAAUUCGAAAGGAUUAACAAAAAGACAAUUGAUGCCAAAGUGUAUCAGGAAUUUAGCGACAGCUGUGUUCGUCUGCAGGAAGAGGAAGCUGUUAAUAGCAACUACUCGGUGCUUGAUCUGUUUAAGACGCCACGAUUGAGGAAUAUCACUAUUCUGCUGAUCGUCAUCUGGAUGGCCAUCUCAUUGGUAUUCGAUGGGCACGUGAGGAACGUCGGCUCACUUGGGUUAGAUCUAUUUUUCACAUUUACGGUUGCAGCUGCUACCGAGCUGCCAGCCGAUACUUUUCUCACUUUGACUUUGGACCGAUGGGGUCGCCGUUGGCUGGCCUGCGGAACGAUGGUGGCUAGUGGAGUUUUCAGUUUGUUUGCCACUGCUGUACCUAUGGGUGCAUAUUCUGCUACGCUGGCAAUUCUCGGUCGGUUCAGUGUAAAUAUCUCUUACAACAUUGGGCUGCAAUAUGCUGCCGAACUUCUACCAACGGUCGUCCGCGCUCAGGGCGUGGCUUUCAUUCACAUUAUGGGUUACGUGGCUAGUAUUGUAGCCCCAUUCGUGGUCUACCUGACGCAUAUAUCCCCCUCCAUGCCAUUGAUCGUGUUAGGCAUCAUCGGAGUGGUGGGAGGUGUGCUUUCCCUAUUUUUGCCCGAAACACUCGGACAUGAUUUGCCACAGACGCUGGCAGAUGGAGAAGACUUUGGACGAGGGCAAAAAAUUUGGGACUUUCCAUGCAUGACAAAAAAAAUACACGAUGACGUCGGUGACCUUCCGGUGCAGCGUUUCACCCGUGCUACAUCAAAGAACUCGAUCGGUGCUUCGCUGCGUGCAUCAACUCGUGGAGAGCUCAGCUCCAGUAUGCUGAACCGUUCGAUUCGAUCGCGUGGUUCAACUCGAUCUCAGCAGCAACCACGACUUGACCAGUUAACAGAAAACGUCUGAAUGGUCCAUCGGUCGGCAUGUUUUGGUUUGUACAGCACUAUCUUAGGUUUAGCGCAUAGAUUCACGGAGUGCUCUGUUUUCUGAGAGAUGGCUAACAAGGCGCAAGCCCAGGGAUGCCAAAUGUUUUAUUAAAGUCUUCACUUGGCCGUAAAAUCAACAACGUCUACAAGUCUACAAAAUGUCCUGAAUUUUAUCUUUAUCAAAUCCAUCAGGAUGAUGACGGUUUUGUAAAUUUAACACCACUGGGCACCCUGGCCACUCUUUAAGGAACUCAAGCACCUUCUAGUCAGCCGUAUCGGAUGGUUCUAACCCUUUAAGUUAAGUUAUAGUGAAAUCUGUUAUUUCAUAGCAGGCACAAAUCUUCCAAACGAUCCUUAAAGGGAUAACUAUAGGAAACCAUAUAUAAUCUACAGCAGCGGUUCCCAACCUUUUUUCGGUUCGCGUACCCCCUGGCGGAUUUCCCUAUACUAUUCUGCAGCGAACUAAAGUUUUGGCGAACCCCUGGGGGUUCGCGAACCCCCAUUUGGGAACCGCUGAUCUACAGUAUAGCACACCCAUUUGAAAGUGUGAUUGGGAGAAUUUGAAAUGGAUAAAAGAUCGGUUGAAACAUGAAAACCAGCGCGUUUUGCGCAUACUGGAUACAAAAGCUGUGAAUUGAAAAAUAACAAUAUACACGGCAGAGUAAGGAAUUGAAGUUCCUAAUCGAACAACGCGUAAACUUAAAUGUCGUCUUUGCCAAAAGUAUUAUAUUUUCUUGAAUCGUACAUGUACAGUUGUAGAACAGCUACUAAAUCAUUGGAGUUCCUCAAGCUGUGCUGCAGAACAAAUUUCAGCCAGUCAUGUGAUAGCAUCCAGCAUUAGUAGAGUUUACAGUUAGAGAAUAGAGGUAGUUAUCUUAUUUAGGUACUUGGUGGAUCACUUUGCUUAAAUUGUAAUUUGCAUAACUGAUUUUAACAGAUGUAUAACAAGAUUUUAAAUUUUACAAUGCAAAAGACUACCUGGCAGGUUAAAUUGACUUAAUUGUCGUACUGGCUGCUAUUGACAAAACGAUUGAAAAUGUUCUGUAACGAUCGGCAGUUAAUCAAUAGUUUAAUUUAUUUGCUCCUUUAUUUAUGUUUAUUAGGGAAUAGUGCGAGAAAAUCAUUGGAUAUCGAAUAAUAUGACACAUCCCUUGAAAUGUACCUUU